GGUCACGGUCGUCCUGGGGAGAUUCACGCGGUUCCUGCGGGAGAAGUCUGGUCAGAACGUCGUCCGUCUGUAGUUCUGUUGGUUCAGCAGGACAUGAGAUCAGAAUCCAAACAAGCGAUUCUACGUUGAAGGUUUUUAAUCUAAACGUGCAGAAAAAGUCGUUUUUCUAAAGUUAGUUCGCGUUUCUCUUCACGUGUUUUUGAUGCUUUAAGACCUCGCGCCUCUUGCGGGUUUUCCUGACAGAUGCGGAAGGACCGAACUCCGCACUACAUUACCCACAACCCACCGCGCAGAAUCAUGUUGUAGGAAAUCCGCUUGAGGCGGAUUAUUGUAAUCCGACAGCGGGUCUGAACGGCACAUCGGAUCACCAUUAGCGGCAGACAGGAAUCCGAAGGCAGCGGCCCGAAACAGAUGCGCGCGCGGCGCCCGCUCUUAACGGGAUCACGGCGGGCUGUGAUCUGAGGCGCGGCGCGCGUGCUGGAGCCUGACGUGCCCGCUCUCCGGGCCGCUUCCUCAGAACCAGCCCGCUCUCAGCCACAGCGGCUCGGCGUCCCCGCCCCGCGCAGCCCGGCGCCGCUCCCCGCUCCCCCCGCUGGGUAGAGACGCCCGCGCGCUCCCGGUCCCGGUCCGGGUUCGAGUCCGGCUCCGCCUGGAAGCCGAGCCCGGGCGUGUUCCGCGCCGCCGCGAGCCGCGCCGUCAGCUAGCGCCGCGCGGCUAGUUAGCCUGCUAGCUAGUUGGAAAUUUCGAGUUUGCUUCGGGAUCCGGUUCCAGUUCGGGCCGCAGUUCGUGAGGCGGGAAGAUGUCGACUAAGGACCAGGGCCGCCUGUCCACCGUGGAAAGACCCAUCAAAGCGGUGCCGUACCCCCCCGGGACCCGCCUGUCCGUCAAAGACCUGUACGUGGACGGGAGGCCCAGCCUGGAGCUGCUGAAGGCUCACCUGGUGAAGGAGGGGCGCCUGGAGGAGGAGACGGCGCUGAGGAUCAUCAACGAGGGGGCGGCCGUCCUGCGGCAGGAGAAGUGCAUGCUGGAGGUGGAGGCCCCCAUCACAGUGUGUGGAGACGUUCACGGACAGUUCUUCGACCUGAUGAAACUGUUUGAGGUGGGGGGCUCCCCCAGCAACACCCGCUACCUGUUCCUGGGAGACUACGUGGAUCGAGGAUACUUCAGCAUCGAGUGCGUCCUGUACCUGUGGGCUCUGAAGAUCAACUACCCCGACACGCUCUUCCUCCUCAGAGGGAACCACGAGUGCCGGCACCUGACGGAGUACUUCACCUUCAAGCAGGAGUGUAAAAUCAAGUACUCGGAGCAGGUGUAUGACGCCUGCAUGGAGGCCUUCGACUGCCUGCCGCUCGCCGCGCUGCUCAACCAGCAGUUCCUCUGCGUUCACGGAGGCCUGAGCCCGGAAAUCACCUGCCUGGACGACAUCCGGAAGCUGGACCGGUUCAAAGAGCCGCCGGCGUUCGGGCCCAUGUGCGACCUGCUGUGGUCGGACCCCGGAGAGGACUACGGCUCGGAGAAGACCCAGGAGCACUUCUGCCACAACAGCGUCCGCGGAUGCUCCUACUUCUACAGUUACCCGGCCGUCUGUGACUUCCUGAUGAACAACAACCUGCUGUCUGUAAUCCGAGCGCACGAAGCCCAGGACGCAGGGUAUCGAAUGUACAGAAAAAGCCAGACGACGGGCUUCCCGUCUCUGAUCACCAUCUUCUCUGCUCCCAACUACCUGGACGUGUACAACAACAAAGCCGCGGUGCUGAAGUACGAGAACAACGUGAUGAACAUCCGGCAGUUCAACUGCUCCCCACACCCCUACUGGCUGCCCAACUUCAUGGACGUCUUCACCUGGUCGCUGCCGUUCGUCGGGGAGAAAGUGACGGAGAUGCUGGUGAACGUGCUGAACAUCUGCUCCGACGACGAGCUCAUGUCUGAAGGAGACGACACGUGCGAGGGUGGAGCUCCGGCCGUCAGGAAGGAGGUGAUCAGGAACAAGAUCCGGGCCAUCGGGAAGAUGGCGCGCGUCUUCUCCGUGCUCAGGGAGGAGAACGAGAGCGUGCUGCAGCUGAAGGGGCUGACCCCCACGGGGACGCUGCCCCUGGGGGUGCUGUCCGGAGGACGACAGACCAUCCAGCACGCCACCGUAGAGGCAGAGGAGGCACGAGCAAUCCAGGGCUUCAACCCGCAGCACAAGAUCCAGAGCUUCGAGGAGGCCCGCGGUCUGGACCGGAUCAACGAGAGGAUGCCCCCCCGGCGCGACAGC
Molecule: messenger RNA, 2257 nt
Organism: Oryzias melastigma (Indian medaka)
Lineage: Eukaryota; Metazoa; Chordata; Actinopteri; Beloniformes; Adrianichthyidae
Gene: ppp3ccb
Product: protein phosphatase 3, catalytic subunit, gamma isozyme, b
Biological process (GO): calcineurin-mediated signaling
Cellular component (GO): cytoplasm; calcineurin complex
Molecular function (GO): calmodulin-dependent protein phosphatase activity; calmodulin binding
Source: RefSeq, a predicted model, not a curated record